Topomyia yanbarensis is the source of this 1206-nucleotide messenger RNA. RefSeq lists its product as uncharacterized. The coding region runs from base 1 to 1206 and encodes 401 amino acids. The transcript has a single exon. The record is from RefSeq and is a predicted model, not a curated record. Gene Ontology annotation, molecular function: nucleic acid binding. NCBI's taxonomy places the organism in Eukaryota, Metazoa, Arthropoda, Insecta, Diptera, Culicidae. Gene Ontology annotation, biological process: DNA integration.
AUGCUGCAACUUGCCCAUGAAGGCCAUCCUGGUGAAACUUCAAUGACAUCACGACUUAGGGAUCGAGUCUGGUGGCCAGGCAUGGACAAGGAUACGAAGAAAGUGGUGAAGGACUGCGAGGGAUGUCGUUUGGUUGGCAAGCCAUCUCUUCCUGAGCCUAUGAGACGCCGGCGAAUGCCCAGUGAACCGUGGAUCGAUGUCGCGAUGGACUUCUUAGGACUCUUGCCUUCUGGUGACUAUCUAUUAGUUAUCGUUGACUAUUUUAGCCGGUACAAAGAAAUUUGCAUAAUGAAGAAGAUCACCUCGGAGGAAACCAUCAAGCAAACCGAACCUAUUUUUGUCCGUCAAGGCUACCCGAGAACAAUCACUCUAGACAAUGGGCGCGAGUUCAUUAGUAAGGAGUUUGAGGACUACUGUCGCAUAAAAAACAUUACACUCAACCACACAGUGCCAUACUGGCCCCAGGCCAACGGGGAAGUUGAGAGACAGAAUAGUUCGCUUCUGAAACGGCUAAAAAUCAGCCACGCAUUGCAUCGGGACUGGAAGGUGGAUCUCCUCCAAUAUUUGUUGAUGUACAAUACGACUCCUCACUCAACAACAGGUAAAACACCAACCGAGCUGCUUCGGAACAAAACGAUCCGGUCCAAAAUCCCUUCACUUAGUGACAUUGAAACCGCGCCCCCAGUCGAUUCCGAGUUUUCAGAUAGAGAUACAAUCCUUCAAUACAAAGGAAAGGUAAGGGAGGAUCUGAGGCGCCAUUCAAAGCCAUCUGAAAUCAAAGAAGGCGACACUGUCCUGAUGCAGAAUUUAUUACCAGGCGGAAAAUUGUCAACAACAUUUGGAAACACUGAAUAUACGGUCAUGGAAAAGACUGGAAAUCGUGUUAAGGUGUCAGAUCCCUUGUCGGGCAACUCCUUCCUUCGUAGUUCUGCACACUUAAAAAAGGUUACUCCCAUUGAACAAAUAACACAAGAACCUGCAGAAUACGUCUCGGAGCCAAACUCUCAAGAACUCUCCUUUCACCCGGACAGCGCGAUUUCAUCUACUCCCGGGGACUCCGCCUACGGUCAAAUUCCGGAAACGGCAGACUUUACGACGACGAACGCCGCCGAAACAGCACACACUAUCCCAGCAUCCAGACCUUUGCGGCACGCUUCUAAACCGGCGUGGCAAAAGGACUUCGUCUGUAGUUCUGAUGUUAUCUAA